UAAAAAGAAAGCCAUCGCAGAGGGGGGAGAGAGAGAGAGAGACAGUGCUGUAACAGGAGUGGGGUCGGGAGGGGAAGGGAGGGGAGGUGCCGCGAGCCCGCACCAGGAGUACGUGCAGUCACACACCUCGACACACGCCUCCUCCUCCUCCUCCUCCUCCUCCCGAGGACGCGCGGCAAGUGCAGCACCUGCUCCAUCGCUGCGCUCGAGCCGCCCCUGAGGUCGGUCCCGGCUGCGGCUGCGGAGUCGGAAAAUAACGGUCGCUCAGCUCGGGGGCCGCGAGAUGAGGGCGACGAGGACCGUCCCCGCCGCGGCGGCGCUCGCUGCCGCCUUCAGCCUGUGCUGCCUCCCCGCUUCCCACAGCGACAUUUCUGUCCAGUUGACGGGAGUCUUGGAUGACUGCUUCUGUGAUAUAGAAAGCAUUGAUGUCUUUAACAGCUACAAGAUCUUCCCUAAAUUACUAAAACUGCAAGAAAGGGACUACUUCAGAUAUUACAAGGUAAAUUUAAAAAGACCGUGUCCUUUCUGGACAGAUGAUGGACACUGCUCCAUUAAGGACUGCCACGUGGAGCCUUGUUCUGAGAGUGAGAUACCCAUCGGGAUUAAAGCUGCCAAUUUCAACAAAUAUUCUGAGGAAGCAAAUACAGUAAAAGAGCUGAAAGACUGUGAAGAGGCAAAUAAGCUUGGAGCAGUCAACAGCACACUGAGUAAUCAAACCAAAGAGGCUUUCAUUGAUUGGGCAAGAUAUGAUGAUGCACAGGACCACUUUUGUGAACUUGACGAUGAAUUUUCUCCUGAUGCAGAAUAUGUGGAUCUCCUCCUGAAUCCAGAACGCUACACUGGAUACAAGGGAUCAUCAGCCUGGCGAGUGUGGAACAGUAUCUAUGAAGAGAAUUGCUUCAAGCCUCGUUCUGUAUAUCGCCCUCUUAAUCCCCUGGCACCCAUCAGAGGUGAUGAUGAAGGUGAAUCAUUCUACAACUGGUUGGAAGGUCUUUGUCUUGAAAAGAGGGUGUUUUAUAGAUUGAUUUCUGGACUGCAUACAAGCAUUAAUGUGCAUCUCUCUGCAGAAUAUCUCCUUGAUGAUGUAUGGGGAAGAUCUAGAUGGGGACCAAAUGUAAAAGAAUUCCAAAAUCGGUUUCAUCCUACCAAUACGAAAGGGGAAGGACCCAGAAGGUUGAAGAACCUGUAUUUCUUGUACUUAAUUCAGUUGCGAGCCUUGUCCAAAGUAGCUACAUAUUUUGAACGUUCGAUCGUGGAUCUUUAUACUGGGAAUCUGACUGAAGACACUGUUACCAAGAAACUGUUGCUGGAGAUUUUCAAUGAGACCAAAUCAUUCCCGAUGCACUUUGAUGAGAAAUCCAUGUUUGCGGGCGACAAGAAAGAGGCUAAAACACUGAAGGAGGAAUUCAGGCUCCAUUUCAAAAAUAUCUCUCGUAUAAUGGAUUGUAUUGGAUGUGACAAGUGCAGAUUAUGGGGAAAGCUGCAGACUCAAGGUUUGGGCACUGCUCUGAAGAUUUUAUUUUCAGAACGGGAAAUCCAGAGUCUUCCCGAGAACAGUCCAUCGUCAGGCUUUCAGCUCACUCGUCAGGAAGUUGUUGCUCUUCUGAAUGCAUUUAGCAGGUUGUCAAAUAGUAUACAAGAAUUGCAAACCUUCAAAAUGCUGUUGAAAAACAAGAGGUAACAAAUGCUGUCGGGAGCUACAAUGGCAGGUGCUUGUAGGAUUGUAGGAUUGCCCCAAAUAUUGGCAUUCACCAGAAUUUCAGACUCUUCAGGGAUUCGUAACUGUUAGAAAUGUUACAGUGUAGAAUUGUCUUGAACUUCAUUCAUCAAAAUAUUGAUAAUCCGAACAAAAGGUGAUCUACACUGUUCUGUUUCCUGGUGUUGAUGAACACAUUUUACAUUUCUGAAUCGCUUGUUCCUUCACUCUCUUUAACAUUUUGUUCAGCAACCUAAUUUAAGUGAAGUGCUCUGAAAGUGGCUUAUUGUUGCUACCCAAAUUGUGGUGUUCGUUGUUUGCCUUUUUUUGGAUUAUUUACGUUUUGUUUGAAUUCAAUGAUAACCAAAUGUCUCAGUUGAAAAAAUAUAAAAGUAUAUACAUUUGUGAUUAUUUGUCUGCACUGAUGUUCUGUUAAUUGUUUUUUUUUUCGAACUCCUAUGGCUUUGGGGUUUCUGUGGCUUCACAGAGCUUCUGUUACACACCAUCCAUCAUCAGUUUUACAUACUGAAGAUUCUGAUCUGAAUGGCUGAAUUAAAUUAUAAUUAGCUUGUCAGCAUGAACAGAGUGCAUGCAUUUUGCAGACUCUGAAUCCUUUCCAAUGUAAAACAAAAGCCCAACCUAUUCAUUUAAUCUAAUUGUAUAAUCUCUACAUUGCAAGUCACCUGAUUACAUGACAGUUUUGUAAUGAAUAAAAGCAAUUUAUUGGAAAAUGUAUUGCAGUUUCUGCAAAAUGAGCUGAUAGUAUAUCUCACUCGUGUUUAAUUGUACACUUGAAACCUGUGGGGAAAUAAAGCAGUUUUUAAUGUUUAACUUAAAGGGGUUGUAAAUCUACUGCAGGAAAGCUCUAUUAAUGAGUUAAAAAAAGGUUCUUUGAAAUUGCCUCUUCAAAUUUACUUAAUCUGUGUAAGCAAAUCCUUCAGACUAUAUUUCACACACCAAAAUUCUACAUUUUAUAAUAUUGUUUUCUUGAGCAAUAGUUAGCUUUUCUGAAUGUUUUUCCUGUUACUUAUGUUUUGUGAAUCACUUCCAAUAACUGUUUAUUUCAUAUUUAAAUAUUCUGAAUCAAGCAGAAACUCUGGUCUGACCUCACCUGUUAAUGUAUGUGAUAGACAAUGUCUUGAGGAAAAUGGUGAUGUGUGUGCAUAAUACAAGUAGACGUUAGAGCAAGUUUUUUCAUAAAAAUCUUUCACAAGUAACAAGGUGAUUAUAAUUCCUUUCCAAAACUGUACUUAUUGCUUUAAGCUUGUGUUGAAACAUUUCAUGUUUAAUUGUUAUGAAACAUUUUUAAUCCCUGUGUUGCUGACAAGAGGAAGUUUCUUGGUGCGAAAAUGUCUGGUUCACAUGGUCAAAGUAUUUGUGUUGAAUUUACUCUAAAAUGUCAAGAUCUAUGCUUGAUGUGUAUGUAUCCUUCUCCUUACUCAAAUUUGUAAGUGGAGACUUUUUACCCAUGGCAGAUACAAGUUUGCACUUACAACAACAAAAUUACAUUUAGAGGCCUUUCACGUUGGGAGGAUGUC
Molecule: messenger RNA, 3234 nt
Organism: Callorhinchus milii (elephant shark)
Lineage: Eukaryota; Metazoa; Chordata; Chondrichthyes; Chimaeriformes; Callorhinchidae
Gene: ero1b
Product: endoplasmic reticulum oxidoreductase 1 beta
Exons: 16
Coding region: 284-1681 (465 amino acids)
Biological process (GO): protein folding in endoplasmic reticulum
Cellular component (GO): endoplasmic reticulum; endoplasmic reticulum membrane
Molecular function (GO): thiol oxidase activity; protein-disulfide reductase activity; FAD binding
Source: RefSeq, a predicted model, not a curated record